This is a messenger RNA of Paramisgurnus dabryanus, 2733 nucleotides long. It is a transcript of the gene gtf2a1, whose product is annotated as general transcription factor IIA, 1. Gene Ontology annotation, biological process: transcription initiation at RNA polymerase II promoter; transcription by RNA polymerase II. The record is from RefSeq and is a predicted model, not a curated record. Gene Ontology annotation, cellular component: transcription factor TFIIA complex. Lineage: Eukaryota; Metazoa; Chordata; Actinopteri; Cypriniformes; Cobitidae.
CAGUAUAUAAAGGCAGAGGACUGAAGAAGACGGACGGCUGGGGAGCAGCAGCCCUGGGACUGUGAAUAAGACCGUAAAGAGCUGUGUUUUUAUUUCCAAUACUUAGACCGGCAACUUUUAAACAAUCGUCUUCUGCGUUUUAGAUGUUUCCGUGGUUUUUUUAAAUGCUUUUUUGGCUUCUCGCUUGAUAUUUGCUGUGUAUUUUUCCCCCCACUGCGCUCAUAAUGGCGAGCUCGGCUAACUCGAACCAAGUGCCUAAACUGUAUAGAUCAGUGAUGGAAGAUGUCAUCAGCGAAGUCCGUGAGCUUUUCCUGGAUGAGGGAGUUGAUGAACAGGUCCUGAUGGAGCUUAAAACGUUAUGGGAAAAUAAGCUGAUGCAGUCCAAAGCGGUGGAAGGGUUUCACACAGAUGAGCAGCAUGCUUUGCAAGCUUCACAGCAGCAGGCCCAACAAGCUCAGCAGACACCGCAACAAAGCCAACCACAGCAAAUGCUCCUGCCUCCGCAGCAGGCUCAUCAGCAGCAGGUCAUUGUUCAAGAGCCCAAGCAUCUCCAGCACAUGAACACAACCGGAAUGAGUGCAGCAGCCACAGCAGCAACUUUGGCAUUACCACAAUUUAUCACCCAUCAGGGUCAGCUCUUGCAGGUGGUCAGAGCUGCCAAUGGAACUCAAUACAUCAUUCAGCCUCAGCAGCAAAUGUUACUGCCGCAGGUCCUGCCACAGAUGCAGACUGGUGGAGUGCAGGCCCCUGUCAUACAGCAGGUGUUGACCCCUAUUCAGGGUGGAAUUUCUCAGCAGACCGGCGUCAUCAUCCAACCACAGCAGAUUGUCCUUACAGGAAACAAAGUCCAGCAGAACACUCAGGUCAUGCAGGCAGCGGCCAUGACUGCGCAGCCUGGACAGGGAGCUGUGCAGGUGCAGGCUCAACCUCAAGUGCAACCGGCACAACAGCAGCAGCAACAACAACAACAACAACAGGCCUCACAACAACCUCCCAUGAUGCUCCAGGUGGAUGGUGCUGGAGACACAUCCUCAGAUGAUGAUGAGGAGGAGGAAGAGUAUGAUGAGGAUGACGAUGAAGAUAAGGAAAAAGAUGGCGCUGAGGACGGACAGGUGGAGGAGGAGCCUUUAAACAGUGGUGAUGAUGUUAGUGAUGAAGAAGACCAGGAGCUGUUUGACACUGAGAAUGUGGUGGUUUGCCAGUAUGACAAGAUUCACAGAAGUAAGAACAAAUGGAAAUUUCACCUGAAAGAUGGGAUAAUGAAUCUGAACGGGCGGGAUUACGUGUUCUCCAAAGCCAUUGGCGAUGCAGAGUGGUAGAAGUCCGAAGGUCAAAACCCAAAACUGUCAGGGCGAGAUGCAACGAGACCUGAAACUGUACAUUUCAGGAGAAAUCUUCCCAGUUUGAGGACUGAAGAGUGAAAUCUCAGUGCUACUGUGCUGUUUGAGUGAUAUCUGCACAAAAUUGUGUGCCAUCCAGUUAUUCAAAAGUAGUUUUUUUUUUCUUUUAAGAUGACCUUUUUACCUGAAUAGUUUUACAGGAGACCUUUUAUUUACAACAAUACACUUCCCCCUCAAAUGUAUAAAAAAUGUAUUUGGUGCAGGGAGCCAAUUUUAGCGCCUACGCUAACUUAAAGGUUGUUUCUGAUGUGUUAGGAUGGCCUUUUUAAUGCAGUUUUAAGUGUUUGAUGGUGAUUUUCGUAGCAGAGUUAGUUAAAAGCCUAUCGUCCAACGCGAGGACCCUUUCGUCACCACUUUUCAACGUAUACAAACACUAAAACAACCAAGAACUGUGUACCAGUCGUUUUCUUUGAAAUUUGCUGUGUUUUACACCUUUGUAUGUUUAACAGCAGAGAUACCAAUGAACAAGCAAGUCAAGUGUAAUGUUGUCAGUUUCACUAAAUGUGUUUGUGUCUAGCAUCGAAUUUUCUAACGUAUACUCUGGCUAAAGAUCCGCUCUGUUGGUAUGGUGCAUGUUUGGGCCGUGCAUCACAGAGUUUGUGUUGUUCUCAAUCAUAAGUGUGUGUGUGUGUGUGUUUGUGUGCGCGCGCAGUUUACUGCAUUAGGUGUCGAUGAAGUGCUCGGUCAAGCUACCCCACCCUUCCUACCUUAAUACUGGUCAGCUUUAUUUUACACUUCUAGUUUGUAUUUAUUCCUGAAGCUCAGGCAGCGUCAUAUUUUGGGGGAUGAAACCGAACUGUGCUCUUAUGAAAGAAGUGCUCCUUUUAAGUCUGUGCUCUGCUGAGGAGGAUUUCAACACGUGCUCUGAUUUGUGUAUUGCAAAUAUUUUCCCCUCUGUACGAAGUUUGUGUUCAGUCUUUUUUAACCCCUUACGGUCCUACACUAUACAGUCCCCCGUGUUUGUAUGUUUAGCAACUCACUACUGUUAUUGUGAAUUUCAUACUAAAGAUUGAACAGAGGAAAGGUUUAAGGGUAGUUCAUUUAUCAUGCUCCUUGUUUUGUGCCUUUCAGAUUUAUUUUAGAUAUCAGGUCUUUGUUUGAAAAGGCAAGGGCCUUUUAACAAUAAAUCCUACCUACAUUUCGCUUGGCUUUUUCUUAUGUAACAAAGUCAGUUUAUUGUUUGUACAUGGUUUCAUUUACUGUUUCACCAAAAUGUUUUGUCACUGAUUCGCAUCUCUAUGAAGGCUGUAUUAUGUAAGUAUAGAUCUUAAGUAGCUUGAAAACCAAGUUUUUUGCCUUUGUUGAACUUUAUUAAAGCACUAUUAAAAUUUGA